Molecule: messenger RNA, 1746 nt
Organism: Truncatella angustata
Lineage: Eukaryota; Fungi; Ascomycota; Sordariomycetes; Amphisphaeriales; Sporocadaceae
Product: glucose oxidase
Exons: 3
Coding region: 1-1746 (581 amino acids)
Molecular function (GO): flavin adenine dinucleotide binding; oxidoreductase activity, acting on CH-OH group of donors
Source: RefSeq, a predicted model, not a curated record
AUGAUAGCCGUGGCAGGCGUGGUGCAAUGUCGAUGUCAAGACAAAUACGACUACAUUAUAGCGGGCGCGGGAACCUGCGGCCUUGUUGUCGCCAACCGGCUCUCCGCUGAUCCCACUACGACCGUCUUAGUGAUUGAGUCCGGCCUUGACCAGCGGUCCAACCCAAAUGUGACAUCAGUCCUUGGAUUCAUGACGGCCUUCAACACAUCCAUCGAUUGGGCGUACGACAUCAUCCCCCAGGCCAGCCUCGGCGGCCGGAACAUGCAGUACCACGCCGGCAAAGCAUGGGGCGGCACCAGCACCAUCAACGGUAUGACGUAUCUUCGGGGCGACCGUGCUGAGAUCGAUGCCUGGGAGGCCCUGGGAAACACCGGGUGGAACUGGGAUGCCUUGUGGCCGCACUACAAGGGCGUAGAGCAUUUCGAGAUUCCUACGGCAGCUCAGCUGUCGGCCGGCGCGGGCUGGAACCCGGCAUUUCAUGGACUGGAAGGGGAGUUGGCCACGGGAUAUCCGUUCGAGCUGUACAACGGAAGCGUGCACGAGCCAUGGCGCCAAACCUGGGAGGGACUUGGAUUCCCUUUCAACGAGGAUGCGAAUGGUGGAGAUAUCAGGGGCAUCAGUAUCUGGCCGUACACCUUGGACAGAGAUGCGGAUAUUCGGGAGGACUCUGCACGAGCCUUCUUGCACCCAAUUGAGAAAAGGACCAACCUGAGAAUCAUACAGGGAACAGUAAAGCGGGUUAUUUGGAAGGAUGGUGACGACUUCGAGGCCGACGGAGUCGAAUAUCUGACGGCAGAUGGUGAGAGUGUAAUCCAGCAGGCGCGAAAGGAGGUGAUUCUAUCGGCUGGUGCCAUGCGCUCCCCGUUGAUACUGGAGUCAUCGGGCAUCGGCCACAAUGAAACUCUUACGAAGUUGGGCAUUCACACCAAGAUUGACUUGCCAGGAGUGGGGGAGAACCUGAUCGAGCAGCCUCUCAACGCGUUAGGCUACACGGCAAACCUUCCCAACUCAACCGGCACAGUAACCCCCUUUGGCCUUUUCAUCAACGCGGAAGACAUAUUUGGCGACCAGACAGCUAGUCUGGGAGCAGCAACGAAGGCGAAUCUUUCCGACUGGGCGGCGCAGGUCUCAGCCGCGAACGGGGGCAUCAUUGAUGCCGAAGCCGUACUGAAAGUAUUCGAAGUCCAGCACGAUCUCAUCUUCAACCAGAACGUCACUAUCGGGGAGAUAUUGACCUCCUUCGGCGUCUUGUACGGGUUCAGCUACGUGGUUAACGUCGGAUGGCCUCUAUUGCCGUUCUCCAGGGGUAGUGUUCAUCUCAAGUCCGCCGAAGAGAUCGACAACCCAGUCAUUGACCCGAAGUACCUGCUGGUUGACUUUGACACGACAAUGAUGGCUGGGAUGUUUCGGGUAGCGCAGGACUUCUUUUAUCAGAAACCCUUUAGUGACUUGGUGACUGGGUACGCGUUGCCCGGCGAUGCCGUGCUUCCGCGAAAUGCAACGGAGGAGCAAUGGCAAGCAUGGCUUGUGGAUACAGUGUCGCCCAACCAUCACGCUUUGGCUACAGCAGCAAUGAUGUCGCGCGAGCUAGGAGGUGUAGUAGAUCCGGAGCUGAGAGUGUACGGCACGCGCAACGUGCGGGUGGUUGACGCAUCGGUCGUACCUCUGCAGAUAAGUGGUCAUCUUACUGCCACCCUUUACGCACUUGCUGAUCGAGCGGCGGCUAUCAUCCUUGGAGAUGUAUGA